Molecule: messenger RNA, 972 nt
Organism: Talaromyces rugulosus
Lineage: Eukaryota; Fungi; Ascomycota; Eurotiomycetes; Eurotiales; Trichocomaceae
Exons: 1
Coding region: 1-972 (323 amino acids)
Biological process (GO): regulation of lipid storage
Cellular component (GO): endoplasmic reticulum
Source: RefSeq, a predicted model, not a curated record
AUGUCCGAGUGGGAGACAUCUCCAACCAAGUCUGGCCUCGUUUCUAUUGGCACCCAUCGACUGUACGUGUCUGUCAGUGGUCCAGUCCGCCGCCAUUCGCCCCUCGACGGCCGGGGCGGAGAUGAUCCACUUGUGAUCAUUUUUCCCGGAUCAGGAGAAUCUUCGACUUCUUGGCCACGCGUGCAAGAGGAUGUUUCUAAAUUUGCCCGCAUCUUGCUUUAUGAUCGAACGGGGCUAGGGCAAAGUGAUGAGGCGCCACAUGUCCCUACGAACAGAGCAGUCACUGCAGCCGAAGAGCUUCGCAUGUUGCUGGAAGUCAUUCAAGUCCCGGGCCCUUAUAUCCUAGUCGCGCAUUCAUACGGAGCAAUCCCAUCUCGGGAGUUUCUACAUCUCAAAAAUGACAGUGUCGGAGGGAUGGUGCUGGUUGACAGUGCAACGGAGCGGCAGCCCGAGUAUUUCAGCUUGCCAAAUCCAAACUUUAUAGCUGUUUUGGGAGAUUUAAAUUACUCACAGGUUACGGGGCUCAAGGCUAAUUCUCAAUUGUCGCGUGAGGAAUGGAAGACGCGAGCGAUCGCUAUUAGCCAAGGAGCCAAGGCAUACGCGGCGGAAGAAGCAGCGUUUUACGAAGUCUGCGAGACGUUGGGCAAGAAGAAUCAAAUAAGUGAAAAGGUUCUGGGCAGUCGUCCGCUGAGUGUGAUCAAUUGCCAGUCUGUUAAAGAUUAUGAAAAGGUCUAUGAGGCUGGCGUGAAGGCCGGGAAUGGGACACCAGAACAGCAGCAAAAGGUUCGUCAAUGGCUAGAUCGAUGGGAUAUUUGUGCCAAGGAGUUGCAUCGAGAGCUAUUGAAGCUUUCAUCUUUGACGCGAUGGGUUGAGGUUGACUGUGGGCAUAAUAUCAACAUCCUACGGCCAGAUGCGAUUGUUCAGGAAACCCGGUGGGUGAUACAGAACAUGGCAACGAAGUCAUCUUUGUAG